GUCUUUAAUAUAUUUUGUAACCGGAACCUUAAUAAGUAAGCAUUUUAUGGAUAUUAUGAAGUGCUCAGGCAUAUGUAAACUUAUUUAUUUAGGUUGAGAAUGUGAUAUUUUUUUGUUUUAUAUUAUAAAUGCGACUUUUACAUUGUAUACACGCUGACUAGUUCCAUGUGGUUGAUUUUAUGUAUAAUUAAAGGUAGGCCUUAAGGUAGGCAUUUGUAUUUUUCAGAAAUACCAGUACUGUAUUAUAAUUUUUUUAUUAUGUAAAAGGGACUAGGCAAGUAAUGACAAGAUAAUAAUUUAAUUUAAGUAUUUAAUCGGGUAUAAUUUAAAUACUGAAAUAUAUCAAUUGUUCUUGACAAUCAUUCAUCUCCUCUCUAUAUUACAAAUAGCACUAAAUGCUUUUUUCAAUGUAUUUAAAAAGCCAUUUCCAGUGAAAUUACAGAUUGUGGUUUUACAGUUAAUUUUGACUUGUACUGUAUCGGUUCAGUAUAUAUGUACUUUAACACACUGUUUCAACCUUCAGAUAAUGAAGAUAAACAUGUAAACUUGACCUACCAUAGCAUAAUAGAAACUGAUAACAGAAUACAUGUACACACAAUCAACAAUGGCUACUAACUCAGACUUCCAGUUCAGUCAUGAUGGACAAUUCCAGGUGUCCCAGGAGAUGAAGGAAGCCUUCAAGGACAAUGGAUUCAUCUUUCUAAGGAAUCUUCUAUCACAAGAGGAAGUUCAGAAACUGAAGGGUGCUUUAGAGAGUGAAGAUGGAGUUAUGAAGCAUGUAUAUGGGCGUGAUGAUGGUGCUGGCAGGAAAACUAAGUCUGUGCUGUGGAACCAACCAGGAAGUGACAUCACAGGGGUAGCCUCUAGGACUGAGAAAAUAGCUGGCACAAUGGAGCAGCUUCUAGGAGGAGAGGUUUACCAUUAUCAUUCUAAGGUCAUAAUGAAGGAUCCCCACACAGGAGGUGCUCAUGUGUGGCACCAGGAUUAUGGGUACUGGUACCUUAAUGGGUGUCUCUUCCCAGACAUGGGCACAGUGUGGAUGGCAGUAGACAAGGCAACACAAGACAAUGGCUGCUUGAAGGUUGUCCCUGGGUCCCAUAAGCUUGGGCGUAUAGAACAUGGUCAUGUGGGAGACCAGGCAGGUGCUGAUCUGGAGAGAGUUGAACUGGCAACUAAACAGCUUGGUCUUGUACAUUGUGAGAUGGAGCCAGGAGAUGCUUUAUUCUUCCAUUGCAAUGUCCUUCAUCGUAGCGAUCAGAACAACAGUCCAAACAGACGCUGGGGCUUCCUCUGCUGCUACAAUCGUGCCAGCAACAACCCAGUCUAUGAGCACCACCACCCAUGCUACUCAAAACUUGACAAGGUUCCCGACUCUGCCAUCAUGGAAUGUGCAAAUCUUACAGACACAUCAGGAAAAGACUUCUUCAGCCUCAGUCAGGACUUUAGCAUCAAACAGAUUGACAAACCAGAGGCUGGGAAAUAAACAUUAAUAGCAGCCAAUUAUGGCUUAUCAACAUCGACAUAAAAGUAAACUAUAUGAUGUUACCCACAAAUGGACACUGAAUAUGCCAUGUGGGCAGUUCAUGAACAGUUGUCUCAGGAUAAGGAAAAUAAAGAACCUUAUUGUAUGUAAUUCAGGCUCUCUCUUUGCCUGUGUAUCGAGUCAGAAAAACGUCAGAUAUUCGUCAAUAAAAAAAAUAUUCUACGAUAUUGUACAUGUCAUUUAU
This is a messenger RNA of Owenia fusiformis, 1727 nucleotides long. The record is from the annotation of a GenBank genome assembly. Lineage: Eukaryota; Metazoa; Annelida; Polychaeta; Sabellida; Oweniidae.